UACUUCUAUGAGUUCCUGUCUUUGCGCUCUUUGGAUAAAGGCAUAAUGGCAGAUCCAACUAUAAAUAUCCCUCUGCUUGGAACAGUUCCUCAUAAAGCAUCAGUCGUUCAGGUUGGAUUUCCUUGCCUUGGAAAACAAGAUGGGGUUGCUGCGUUUGAAGUGAAUGUGAUCAUAAUGAAUUCAGAAGGCAAUAUUAUUCUCCAGACCCCUCAGAACGCCAUCUUCUUUAAAACCUGUCAGCAAGCGGAAUGUCCAGGAGGAUGCAGAAACGGAGGGUUUUGCAACGAAAGACAUGUCUGUGAAUGUCCAGAUGGAUUUUACGGGCCUCACUGUGAGAAAGCACUAUGUGCUCCUCGCUGCAUGAACGGUGGGCUCUGCAUUACACCCGGCCUCUGCAUCUGCCCCCCGGGGUUCUACGGCAUCAACUGUGACAAAGCAAACUGUACGACAACCUGUUUCAACGGAGGAACGUGUUUCUAUCUGGGAAAAUGCAUUUGUCCUUCGGGCUAUGAAGGAGACCAAUGUGAAAUUAGUAAAUGCCAUCAGCCCUGUCGAAACGGAGGCAAAUGUACUGGUAAGAAUAAAUGCAAGUGCUCCAAAGGCUACCAGGGAGACCUGUGUUCAAAGCCUGUCUGCGAACCCGGCUGUGGCCUGUAUGGCACCUGUGCGGAGCCCAACAAAUGCCAGUGCAAAGAAGGCUGGCACGGGAGACACUGCAAUAAAAGGUACGGAGCCAGCAGUCUGAGUGCCCUGAGGCCAUCAGGCAGCAAGCACAGGCAGCACACGCCUUCGCCAAAAAGGCCCGAGGAGAGGCAUGUUCCACCUGAAUCCAAUUAUAUCUGGUGAACUCCAACAUCUGAAACGGUUCGUGCUAACACAAAGUUCAUAGUCUUCAUUAACCUCUCAUGGAUUGAAUGUUAAAACGCUGUUCAUUGCAGUUAAGAUUACCAGCUGGAAUUUUAUUAGCUUCAUUAUAAACCACUGAGCUGAUAUUUACUAUUCCUUUUAAGUUUUAUAAAUACUUCUAUAGCAUGAUUAUAUAGGCUUCUUCUUUCAGUGCUUUCGAUGGUGUUUUGUACUAUACUUCAGUUAUGUUUAAACUUCCUUUUUUGAUUAUAUAGCUGCAAAUAUUUUCCAAAAACUGAGUAACAAUAUUCAAGCAGAAAACCUAAUGCUAACCUGAAUCAUUUCAAUGACUACAGAUUUAAUUUGCCUAAGACAAAGGAAAGGUGCAUGUUACAUUUUUGCUAUUGUAUAUUUAGACUUUUCCCUAAGAAAAAUAAAUAAAAUAAAUAAGUUGCCUAAUUUAAAAACUGAAUAACUCAAUUCAAUGUUAUUUUUGGCCUUACAGUUUUGCAAAAAGUACUGUGUAUUAAAAAUACACUGCAGCGGUGCCAUUUAACCAACGUAAUAUAUUGUAAACAAAGUAGAACUAUAAUGUAUGAACUUUCUGCAUCGGCUUGAAGCAAUAUAAUAUAUUGUAAACAAAACAGCUCUUAUGUAAUAAACUUUUUUAUACUGACGUUUAUGUAUAAAAUAAAGAUGCUGCUUUAGUUUUUCGA
Messenger RNA from Nipponia nippon (crested ibis), 1562 nucleotides. NCBI's taxonomy places the organism in Eukaryota, Metazoa, Chordata, Aves, Pelecaniformes, Threskiornithidae. The record is from RefSeq and is a predicted model, not a curated record.